AUCUCGCACCUUUUCAAUGUCGCCCACACUCUGCGACUGAUGGUUCAGAAGGAACGAAGCUUGGACAUCCUGAAGGGUAAGGUGAUGGCGUCCAUGUUCUACGAGGUGAGCACUCGCACCAGCAGCUCGUUCGCGGCGGCCAUGCAGCGUCUGGGCGGCUCCGUGGUUCACUUCAGCGAAUCCACGUCCUCCGCGCAGAAAGGAGAGUCUCUGGCCGACUCCGUGCAGACCAUGAGCUGCUACGCCGACGUGCUGGUGCUGAGACACCCGACCCCCGGAGCUGUGGAGGUGCGUCUCUCACUUAGCACGUUUGUGAAGACGAUUUGCUAUUGA
Molecule: messenger RNA, 333 nt
Organism: Notothenia coriiceps (black rockcod)
Lineage: Eukaryota; Metazoa; Chordata; Actinopteri; Perciformes; Nototheniidae
Product: CAD protein-like
Exons: 2
Biological process (GO): amino acid metabolic process
Molecular function (GO): amino acid binding; carboxyl- or carbamoyltransferase activity
Source: RefSeq, a predicted model, not a curated record